AUGAUCCAUAAUUCAAUUAUUCAAUUCUUGACAGCGAUGUCCAAGUACCAAGACCAUUAUUUUAAAGGAAAUAAGCUUUCCGCUGAGGCAUACCUUUCCAGGCAUAUCCCUACUCAUCGCUACAUUCUCAUCCUAGACAUAGAUGAGGUGAUUGUACCCCUUAAGCACAACAACUAUGCUGAUCUUCUUGCUACUAUUGAAGCAAGCACAAAAAUUGACAAGAUCAGCUCGCUUUCCUUCUCAAAUGUUUUCAAAUUUCCCGCCGAAGAAGUGGAUACAACCAGGCCAGCGCAUAUGUUUAUGCUUCGUAACGUAAUGCGUUCGAGAAAAACUAGUGAUCAUCGAAAUUACGGGAAGAGCAUGACAAACACAAAUACGGUAGCUACCGUAUUUAAUCACUUUGCACUGCAUCGUCUUAACGGAAAAGUUGCCGGUACAAUGUAUGUGCCAGAGAAGUUGGGAAUCAAGCUGCACUAUAAAUCUACCUGCCCAGUAGAGGCACAUAGAGAGUGUCCGGAAUUACAAAAGGAUACGGUAAGAGAUCACAGUUUGGAUAGAUUUGCGGAUGAACUGGAACGACGAGUGAAUCGAACAUUGGCAGAAUUGGAACUAUUGUAA
Molecule: messenger RNA, 618 nt
Organism: Strongylus vulgaris
Lineage: Eukaryota; Metazoa; Nematoda; Chromadorea; Rhabditida; Strongylidae
Source: the annotation of a GenBank genome assembly